GGUGUGUGGUUGUGCUUAUUGUGUGUAGUGUCUUGAUAAACCUGUCCCUGUAUCAAAAUAGUGCUUAAGCAAUAAAUAAAAAACUGUAAUCCGAUGGAAAAAAAAGAAAGAAAACUAUGUGAACAGGAAUGUGUGAAAGCCUGAUAAAACCUCCCUCUUUUUCUUGCUUGCAAACUCACCAAGGGCCACCCUGUCCAGAUAUUUGAAUGUCCCCUCCCCUUCAAAGAUAUGCCAGGUUACAGAUGGGUGUGGCCGACAUGUGGUGGAGUGAGAAAGUUGAUAAGCCACAUUUACUGCAGAGUGAUCUGCAGUUUUAAGACGGGUGAAGUCAGAAUGUGGUUUAGUGAGAGAGCUGGCAGGCUACAUUCACUGCAGCUUUGCAACUAUGAAGGAAGCCGAAUAGAUUUUGGACCUGGGUACAACGUUUGACGGUUUAUGUGAAACUGACAUUAGCUGCCAGGGAGGUACAAUGGCACAUAAAGGAGUUAGUCUGGACAAGGACACUAUUUCUUGUUCAAUCUGUCUGGAUCUACUGAAGGAUCCUGUGACUACUUCCUGUGGACACAGCUACUGCAUGAACUGUAUUCAACGCCACUGGGAUGAAGAGGAUGAGAAGAAAAUCUACAGCUGUCCUCAGUGUAGAGAGACAUUCACACCGAGGCCUCUAGUGGUGAAAAACACCAUGUUAUCAGAUGUAGUGGAGGAACUGAAGAAGACUGGACUCCAAGCUGCUCCUGCUGAUCACUGCUAUGCUGGAGCUGAAGAUGUGGCCUGUGAUGUCUGCACUGGGAGAAAACUGAAAGCCCUCAAGUCCUGUCUGGUGUGUCUGGUCUCUUACUGUGAUCAACACCUUCAGCCUCAUCAUAACUCCUCUGCGUUUAAGAAACACAAGCUGGUGGAGCCCUCCAAGAAUCUCCAGGAGAACAUCUGCUCUCUUCAUGAUGAGGUGAUGAAGAUGUUCUGUCGUACUGAUCAGCAGUGUAUCUGUUAUCUCUGCCCUGUGGAUGAACAUAAAGGCCACGACACAGUCUCAGCUGCAGCAGAAAGGACUGAGAGGCAGAAAGAGCUCGAGGUGAGUCAACAAAACAUCCAGCAGAGAAUCCAGGACAGAGAGAAAGAUAUGAAGCUGCUUCAACAGGAGGUGGAGGCUAUCAAUCGCUCUGCUGAUAAAGCAGUGGAGGACAGUGGGAAGAUCUUCACUGAGCUGAUCCGUCUCAUAGAGAAAAGAAGCUCUGAUGUGGAGCAGCAGGUCAGAUCGCAGCAGAAAACUGAAGUGAGUCGAGUCAAAGAGCUUCAGGAGAAGCUGGAGCAGGAGAUCACUGAGCUGAAGAGGGAAGACGCUGAGAUGAAGAAGCUCUCAGACACAGAGGAUCACACCCAGUUUCUACAAAAUUUCUCCUCACCUACAUGUCUCAGUGGACCUAUAUACUUUCCUGCAAUCAACCCCUUUUGUCUGCGGCACUUUGAUAAAGUGCUAACGGCUGUUUCAGACACCAGAGAUGAACUACAGGACGUCUUGAAUGAGGAAUGGACAAAAGUCUCACUGGCAGUGACUGAAGUAGAUGGUUUACUGUCACAGGACCCCAAGACCAGAGCUGAUUUCUUACAAUAUUCACGACAAAUCACACUGGAUUCAAACACAGCAAACACACGUCUAUCAUUAUCUGAAGAGAACCGAAAAGUAACAUUCACGGUAGGACAAUAUUAUCCUAGUCACCCAGACAGAUGUACUGACAGGCCUCAGGUCCUGAGCAGAGAGAGUCUGACCGGACGUUGUUACUGGGAGGUGGAGAAGGGAGAGGGAGGAGUUUCAGUAGUAGUAGCAUACAAAGACAAUAGCACUGUAAAUGAAAUAUUUGGAGAUAAUAACAAGUCUUGGGCAUUAGGUUUUUAUAAAAAUCGUUAUGAAUUCAAACACAACAAAGUCCAAACUCCCGUCUCAGGUUAUCUGUCCUCCAGAGUAGGAGUGUACCUGGAUCACAGGGCAGGUACUCUGUCCUUCUACAGCGUCUCUGACACCAUGACUCUCCUCCACAGAGUCCAGACCACAUUCACUCAGCCUCUCUAUGCUGGUUUAUAUCUUCAUGGUCCCAUUGGAAACAUUGCUCAGCUCUGUGAGCUUAAGUAGGGCAAGUCAACUUCUAAGUGCAAGUGAGGUUGGCUCUUUGGUACAUUCUGUUUGAUUGCAGGUAAAAACAAGCAUUAUUGAAAUGUAAAACACAUCACUAAUGCAGGAUGAGGACUGUCCCAGGAAAAAAGGCCACAAAAUAGUUUCUACAAUUGAAAAAAAAAAAAAAUGUAAUACACUGGAUACAAUUUCAUCUUGUAUUGCAGUAAAUUAUUGUAUUGUUAAAUAUAGGACAGAAAUAUACUUUGCAUAUUUAUAGACGGGUGUGCAGGAGUAGGACGAGUAGUUCAAAAGUUGCAAAAAACCUCCCUCACACUGGCUUACUUGCAAAAAUAAAUGUAAUAGUAGGCAACGUUUUCGGUACUUGACCAUCAUCAGGCCUGAUGAUGAGUUUCUGAUGAUGGGAGUUUUUUUGCAAAUUGUUAAAUAUAGGGAAAUAAAUGGUUGAAAAGAACUCAGGGUCAUUACUGAAGUAUCAAUAUUUUCCCAGAGGAAUACUUAAAG
Perca fluviatilis (European perch) is the source of this 2632-nucleotide messenger RNA. Its product is annotated as tripartite motif-containing protein 16-like. Lineage: Eukaryota; Metazoa; Chordata; Actinopteri; Perciformes; Percidae. The record is from RefSeq and is a predicted model, not a curated record. The coding region runs from base 470 to 2128 and encodes 552 amino acids. Gene Ontology annotation, molecular function: zinc ion binding; protein binding. The transcript is spliced from 2 exons.